This is a messenger RNA of Charadrius vociferus (killdeer), 405 nucleotides long. RefSeq names its product MYST/Esa1-associated factor 6 (gene MEAF6). Gene Ontology annotation, cellular component: NuA4 histone acetyltransferase complex. The transcript has 7 exons. The record is from RefSeq and is a predicted model, not a curated record. NCBI's taxonomy places the organism in Eukaryota, Metazoa, Chordata, Aves, Charadriiformes, Charadriidae. The coding region runs from base 1 to 405 and encodes 134 amino acids.
AUGCCGAACUCCAACAGCAAAAACGACCGGAGGAACCGCAAGUUCAAGGAGGCCGAGAGGCUCUUCAGCAAGUCCUCGGUCACCUCGGCAGCGGCGGUCAGUGCAUUAGCUGGAGUUCAGGACCAGCUCAUUGAGAAGCGGGAGCCAGGCAGUGGCACAGAAAGUGACACUUCUCCAGACUUUCACAACCAGGAGAAUGAGCCCAACCAGGAGGAUGCUGAAGAGCUGGAUGGGUCUGUGCAGGGGGUGAAACCCCAGAAAGCUGCUUCCUCUACUUCUUCUGGGAGCCACCACAGCAGCCACAAAAAACGGAAGAACAAAAAUCGACACAGCCCGUCUGGCAUGUUUGAUUAUGACUUUGAGAUUGAUCUCAAGUUAAACAAAAAGCCAAGAGCCGACUACUAG